Molecule: messenger RNA, 540 nt
Organism: Peronospora matthiolae
Lineage: Eukaryota; Oomycota; Peronosporomycetes; Peronosporales; Peronosporaceae
Source: the annotation of a GenBank genome assembly
AUGGCACAACAUAUCGCGUCCUCGGCCGCCGUCUGUAUCGGGGCGCAACUUGAAGGCGCCGUGACGGUCGGAGAACAGAGCGCGUUGCACCCAGGCGCCACUGUAUGUGCUAACGAAGGCUCGAUCGUCCUGGGCGAGCGCUGCUUCGUGGAAGACGGCGCUGUGCUGAUGAAUAACGCGCCGUCGGAGAUGCUCAUCGGCAGUGGCAACUUGUUUGAGAGCGGCUGUGUAGUGCACAGCCGACGCGUGGGACACAACAAUUGGUUCGAGCCCAAAUCUGAGGCUCGAGACGGCUCUGUCAUUGGCAGUAAUUGCCUCAUUGGCAGCGGCGUCGUCGUGGCUUCAGGUGAGUGCGUGCCAGACGAUACGAUCCUCGUAGCCAUUCAGAUGCCGUGCGGUGAUGUGCGACGUGUGACGAGAAUGCAACGGUCGUACUUAAGUGAAACACAAGCAGCUUUGGUUCAAAAGUACGCCGAGAUUUUCCCUCGAGGUUCGAAGAGUGUCUACGCACUCGAGAAACAUCAUGAAUUGCGGCAAUAG